Messenger RNA from Pan troglodytes (chimpanzee), 2239 nucleotides. RefSeq names its product non-SMC condensin II complex subunit H2 (gene NCAPH2). The record is from RefSeq and is a predicted model, not a curated record. Bases 325 to 2142 code for a protein of 605 amino acids. Gene Ontology annotation, biological process: mitotic sister chromatid separation; meiotic chromosome condensation. Gene Ontology annotation, molecular function: chromatin binding. NCBI's taxonomy places the organism in Eukaryota, Metazoa, Chordata, Mammalia, Primates, Hominidae. The transcript is spliced from 20 exons. Gene Ontology annotation, cellular component: nucleus; condensin complex.
CCCCGCCCCGCCCGACCCACGGCGGCCCCAAAAGCCCUCCCGUCCAAACUGGUGGCAGCCCAAAGCUCCGCCCCCCCCCCCCCCCCCCGCCGGAGGCUUCGACCCCGCCCCGCGACUCUUCCGGUGAGCUCCCGCUGCGCGGCGCGGGGGUUCGCCUCUCUGGCUUUUGCCCACGUUACGUCAUAGACAUGCGCGCGACGCCGCGCCUACGCAUUUUCCUGGGCGGGAACAGCAAAAUGGCGCCAGAACUAGUGGCGGGCUGAGGACGCCGUACCCCUUGGAAGGCAGCCCUGCGGUCCCUUUGCCGCCCGUUCCCUCCCGGACAUGGAGGACGUGGAGGCGCGCUUCGCCCACCUCUUGCAGCCCAUCCGCGACCUCACCAAGAACUGGGAGGUGGACGUGGCGGCCCAACUGGGCGAGUAUCUGGAGGAGCUGGAUCAGAUCUGCAUUUCUUUUGACGAAGGCAAGACCACAAUGAACUUCAUUGAGGCAGCGUUGUUGAUCCAGGGCUCUGCCUGCGUCUACAGUAAGAAGGUGGAAUACCUCUACUCACUCGUCUACCAGGCCCUUGAUUUCAUCUCUGGAAAGAGGCGGGCCAAGCAGCUCUCUUCGGUGCAGGAGGACAGGGCCAAUGGGGUUGCCAGCUCUGGGGUCCCCCAGGAGGCAGAGAAUGAGUUCCUGUCGCUGGAUGACUUCCCUGACUCCCGGACUAACGUGGAUCUCAAGAAUGAUCAGACGCCCAGUGAGGUCCUCAUCAUCCCCCUCCUGCCCAUGGCCCUGGUGGCCCCUGAUGAAAUGGAGAAGAACAACAAUCCCCUGUACAGCCGUCAGGGUGAGGUCCUGGCCAGCCGGAAGGAUUUCAGGAUGAACACGUGUGUUCCCCACCCCAGAGGGGCCUUCAUGUUGGAGCCAGAGGGCAUGUCCCCCAUGGAACCAGCGGGCGUUUCCCCCAUGCCAGGGACCCAGAAGGACGCCGGGAGGACUGAGGAGCAGCCAAUGGAAGUUUCCGUGUGCAGGAGCCCUGUCCCAGCACUCGGCUUCUCCCAGGAGCCAGGCCCCUCUCCAGAAGGCCCGAUGCCCCUGGGCGGGGGCGAGGACGAGGAUGCAGAGGAGGCAGUAGAGCUUCCUGAGGCCUCGGCCCCCAAGGCCGCUCUGGAGCCCAAGGAGUCCAGGAGCCCGCAGCAGAGUGCUGCCCUGCCCAGUAGGUACAUGCUGCGGGAGCGAGAGGGGGCCCCAGAGCCUGCAUCCUGCGUGAAGGAGACUCCAGACCCCUGGCAGAGCCUGGACCCCUUUGACUCCCUGGAGUCUAAGCCCUUCAAGAAAGGUAGGCCUUACUCUGUGCCCCCCUGUGUGGAGGAGGCUAUGGGACAGAAGCGCAAGAGGAAGGGCGCUGCCAAGCUGCAGGACUUCCACCAGUGGUACCUGGCUGCCUAUGCAGACCAUGCCGACAGCAGGAGGCUUCGGCGAAAGGGUCCGUCCUUUGCAGACAUGGAGGUCCUGUACUGGACACACGUGAAGGAGCAGUUGGAAACUCUCCGGAAGCUGCAGAGGAGGGAGGUGGCUGAGCAGUGGCUGCGGCCUGCAGAGGAGGACCACCUGGAGGAUUCCCUGGAAGACCUGGGGGCAGCAGAUGACUUUCUAGAGCCUGAGGAGUACGUGGAGCCCGAGGGAGCAGACCCCAGGGAAGCCGCUGACCUUGACGCAGUGCCGAUGUCCCUGAGCUACGAGGAGCUGGUUCGAAGGAAUGUGGAGCUCUUCAUCGCCACCUCCCAGAAGUUUGUCCAGGAGACAGAGCUGAGCCAGCGCAUCAGGGACUGGGAGGACACAGUGCAGCCUCUGCUCCAGGAGCAGGAGCAGCAUGUGCCCUUUGACAUCCACACCUAUGGGGACCAGCUGGUCUCACGGUUCCCCCAGCUCAAUGAGUGGUGUUCCUUUGCGGAGCUGGUGGCUGGCCAGCCGGCCUUUGAGGUGUGUCGUUCCAUGCUGGCCUCCCUGCAGCUGGCCAAUGACUACACAGUGGAGAUCACCCAGCAGCCCGGGCUGGAGAUGGCCGUGGACACCAUGUCCCUGAGACUGCUCACGCACCAGCGAGCGCACAAGCGCUUCCAGACCUACGCUGCCCCCUCCAUGGCCCAGCCCUGAGUGGGGAGCACGGAGGCAGGGGUGGGGGAAUGUGUACUGAGGAGCCGUGCGUCUGCUCCUGGCUGGCCCGGCCUAAUAAAGCAGUGUUGCCAUCUCA